Molecule: messenger RNA, 6051 nt
Organism: Pseudonaja textilis
Lineage: Eukaryota; Metazoa; Chordata; Lepidosauria; Squamata; Elapidae
Source: RefSeq, a predicted model, not a curated record
UAAGUGUUAUUGCUAUUGCUAAAGGGUGGCUGGGCCUGUGGACCUCCUCAGGAUAGUAGGAAGCCAAAAGGCCAUAGAUGGGGGUGGGGAGAUAGAUGAGUGGGGAAUUGCUGUGUUCCUGUAGUUGCUUGUGUUCCUGCAGGCUGUCACUUGAAUUUUGAUCACGUGACUGCAGGGACACUGCAAUGGCUGUAACAUUGACAUAAGUUCAUUUGUUCAGUGCAUCGUAGCUUCAAAUGGCUGCUGAAUGAAUGGUUGUAAGUCAAAGAUUACCUGUACAUGUCUUCACUCAUAUGUACAAUUACUUGGCCAUCAGCAGUAUGAAACAUAAUAGGGAAAUGAUUUUAACAAAACAGAUAUAAAAUUGCAUUUUAAACUAGUUACUGGCUGUAACAGGAAAGGGCAUCCUUCCUGGUUUUGAUGCCUGCCAGAUGCACCAAAGAAACCAACACUACAAAAAAAAACUUUGAAUAUUACAGUAUAGAGCAAUAUGAAACAUACUUGCAAAUAAACCAUGCAGUAUAUACCAAAAAGGAAAAAUGAAGUUUUGGGGUGGCUUUCAACAGUUUCCAGAUUUGAACAUUAUUGAAUAUUCGAGGGAAAGUUUCAGGCAGGCAGCACAUAUAAAGAGACAUAAAAAUAUUUUUCAGCUAGAUGAGUUCUGCAAGGAAGAAUGGUGAAAACAUUCACCAAGCCAGAACAGACAGACUCUUAGCUGGCUAUGGAAAUGAGAUGUCACAGAUUGAAGUCUUGGGGACCAGUUCUACAAAGAAGCCAUAGAGCACUGCCGCAGUUACAAUUCCCGUCUCUGUGCUGAGCGUAGUGUUCGUCUUCCAUUCCUGGACUCGCAGACUGGUGUUGCUCAGAAUAACUGUUACAUAUGGAUGGAAAAGAGACAUCGAGGACCAGGACUAGCUCCAGGGCAGCUCUAUACAUAUCCUGCUCGAUGCUGGCGCAAGAAGAGACGUUUGCAUCCCCCUGAGGACUCCAGGCUGAAGUUGCUGGAGAUUAAACCUGAAGUUGAUCUGCCUCUGAAGAAGGAUGGCUUCACAUCAGAAGGGACCACACUGGAAGCCUUGUUGCGUGGAGAAGGGCUUGAGAAAAAGAUAGAUACUAAAGAGGAGGAUACUCUACAAGAAAUCCAGCGGGUUUUGGAAAACGAUGAGAAUGCAGAUGAAGUGAACGAAGAGGAAGAGAUAGAAGAAGAUAUUCCAAAACGAAAAAACAGAGCCCGAGGACGGGCCCGAGGCUCUGGUGGUGGUAGGCGAAGGAAUGAUGUUUCUUCUAUGGAUGACCAUGAUAAACCUUAUGUUUGCGACAUCUGUGGCAAGCGCUAUAAGAAUCGACCAGGACUGAGCUAUCACUAUGCUCACACUCAUCUUGCUAGCGAGGAAGGGGAUGAUGCUCAGGAACAGGAGACAUGUUCACCACCUGUCCACAGAAAUGAAAAUCAUAAACCCCAAAAAGGACCAGAUGGGGCCAUCAUUUCCAAUAACUACUGUGAUUUCUGCCUUGGAGGAUCUAAUAUGAAUAAAAAAAGUGGACGACCAGAGGAGCUUGUUUCAUGUUCGGACUGUGGGCGUUCUGGUCACCCAACGUGCCUGCAGUUCACAGCAAAUAUGACUGAGGCUGUCAAAACCUAUCAGUGGCAAUGCAUCGAAUGCAAAUCCUGUAGCCUCUGUGGGACUUCUGAGAAUGACGACCAGUUGCUCUUCUGUGAUGACUGUGACCGUGGUUACCAUAUGUAUUGCUUAAACCCACCAGUCUCUGAACCCCCAGAAGGAAGCUGGAGUUGUCAUUUGUGUCAAGAACUACUCCAAGAGAGAGCAUCAGCUUUCUGCUACCAGCCCUAGAUGGGAAUAAAGGAUUGGGCUUAUUCUUGAAUCUGUAGCACCAGCACAUCAUGAUUAUCCAUCACAUAGGUUAUGUGUAACCAUAAACACACUCUUGCCCUCAUGAAAGGAUGAACACUCACAGAAGCAUCCACAGUAUUUGCUUCUCCAGGGUUACAUUUCACCAAGAAUUGACCUCCUGGGUUCUACUAGAAGGAGCAGAUCUUUGAGGCAAGGGGGAGGAUUCUGUGUUCCAAAUGGAUCAUUUUCCCCUGCAGUGCAUGAUGGCAGGUCUGUUGUAAUAGAUUCAUAUGUGUUAUGAUUAUAGCAUAAAGGGGAGCUGUUGUAACUGUUGGUAUUUAGGCAUUUAAAUUGUGUGGAUUGUGAUUCUGGUUUCAUUUAUCUUCUCUUUCCUUCAGAUAAAUCAGUAUUCACCAUCCUUCAAACAGUCAUGUUCCUUGCCUGGCAUCUUGCAGAUCUGUUAGGGCUGCAGCUUCCAGAAUUCCUAACUAACAUGAGCAACAGCUGAAAACAAUGGGAGUUAGAUUCCCAACAUAUCUGGAGAACAUUUGAUUAGUAUUAGAGUGCUUGGUGAUUGUUUGUGAUCUAGGGCUGUAGUGGGAUAUUAAGCCUUACUUAUCAGGAAAGGUUCUAAAGGGAAAUUGCUGUUUAUAAGUAGAUAUGUCAGAUAAUAGUAUCUGGCUAUUUACAGUUCUAUAAUAAAACCAAAAUAACCAUUCAUAAAGAAGCGUAUACGCAAUAUCUAUCUUGAAACUUCUCUAUUGCCCUAAUAAUAGAGAUAAAAUGGUGAUGUGACUUCAUUACUUUAAUGUAUCCCACAGCUAGUCUAGGUAGAUUCCCUGACAUAGCACAUCCAGUCUGUUGCUCCUCCUAGGUAAAUGACACUCCAGUGAAGGAGUGCCAGACUCUCAACAACAAAAAAAGCAAAGCUAUCCAAAAUUCAUUUGGGAACAUUAUAUCUUUCUUUACAGUGGCUGUCUUCUUUUUCUUUAAGGGUGAAAACUUUAAAGAAAAAAUCCUGGUGUCAUAUCUGGGAUUAGAGUAGCCUGCAGACAAAAGAUUGUCUCCUCACCUUCUCCUUCCCUGCCCUACACUCACAGGUGCAGUCAAGCAGCCUGUUUCAUGCAGGGUCAUUCAAGGCUCUUGUCUCUGGCAACAGAAGAUUGGCAGCUAUGUCAGCCUUCAUUUCCAUAUUUGGAUGACAUAGCUGACUUGGGGUCAUUAGUUUAAUCAAAAACAAAUCCAGGUCUGACUUGGGUUUCAACUAAUCCUCUCUAAAUGCAGCAGCUCCUGUUACUUUUAGUCGAUCUCUUCUUCCUUUCAUCCCCCCCCCCAAAUAAUCCUAUUAAAAAUUUGAAUAAAACAAUAAAAGAUAAUGGAGACUAAGGAAAAGAAAGAAAGGAAUUACGAGAAAAAUAAAUGUAUAAAGAGAAGAAAAAAACUCCACCCCCUUCAUAGCAGGUGUAAACAAUUCCCUAAUCUCUUCACUUCCUCUUAGUUAACAACUGUAAACUCUUCAUCUCAUAACCCUUUUCUUAACAACAGAAAAAUCAAAGAAGUGACAUCAUCUUCAAUCCAGUUAAUAGUAAAAGAUCCAUACAGAGCUCUAAGAUUUUAACAUUACUUAGUGAUAGCAAUAGCACUUAAACUUAUAUACCACUUUACAGUGCUUUCCAACCCUCUCUAAGUGGUUUACAGAGUCAGUAUAUUGCCCCCAACAAUUUGGGUCGUCAUUUUACCCACCUUGGAAGGAUGGAAGCCGGAGUCAACCUUGAGCCUGGUGAGAUUUGAACACCAGGCAAAUUGCAGGCAGCCAACAGUCAGCAGAAGUAGCUUGCAGUACUUCACUCUAACCACUGCGCCACUCUGGCUGUUUUGUAUUAACAUAUACAAAACUCAACAUUCCGCACCUUAUUUGUUAACUAGAAGAAAACUGCAUUUAAUUUAAGUCAUGAAAUAGUCUCAACAUUCUGUUGCAAACAAAAUUUUUAAAACACCAAAUUUAAAUAUGACCAAAAAAAAAAUCCCCUUUAGAAAAGACAAGCCCCAAUAAAAAAUAUUUCAAAUAACAUUUUAACAUUUUCCUCAUCUUCACCCUCCACUUUUCACAUAUAUAAUAAUCCCAAUAUCCUAAUAGAGAUUUUAAAAACCCCUAAAAUUAGAUAUAGCAAAAAGAAAUAAUUUCUCUUUAUUUAAAAAAUUAUCCAAACUUCCUUAUUUUAACUGAAGAAUAACAAUUAAAUGUAAACCCAAUUUAAAUACUAUAAAAUUAUAAUUACAUAAAAUAACUCUUUGGGAAGAAAAUUUUACAUAAUAUCAUUUUAAGCAAAUCCAGCACAACAUCACUAUUCCAGAAAGAAUCACCCUGUAUAACAAUGUAACCUAUUUAUCCCUGCUAGAAAAAGCCAACUUUAUAAUUUUUUAAAUUUUCUUUUAUAUAAAUCCAUCUAUGUGGUUGUUGAUCCUUAUACACAUUUCUUUAGUGCCUUAAACAGUCUUUCUUAUAAAUCCAACAAAGGGAAAUUAUUGCAUUAUUUCCUGGUAUUCUCAUUUUUAUUUCUUUUUUUAUUUUUAGUACCUCAUCCAGUGUAUUUUUCUUCAAAGUUCAUAUUCUCUUCAAAUAAAUUUUGUUAGACAUAUUGUUCUAUGAUAUCUUUGAUAACAGAAUGUUCUCUAGAAGACACAACACAGUUUUCAUUUCUUGGUGCAGAUCCCUACACAGUUCUUCAAAUAUGUCUCCAAAUACCAUUAUAAAUUCCUUGUUUUAUACCUCCAAAACUCAAAAACAUUCUUUCUUUUCCAUUUAUACAUUUAUUGUUUCAAAAAUAGUUUCAAAGUAUUAAUAUCCAAAGCUUCACACUUAAAACUCUUACAACUUUCUGUAGCCAAAACUUGAUCCAACUUUCUUAAUUUUAAAUUCUUAAAAAUUAUAAAAUUAAAUCUUCAUAUUCUUAUAUUGAGGAUUAACAGCACCCACUCACCUGAUGUUUCCAAUCUUGUUAUUCUGGAGGUGUCUAACUUCCUUAAAUCCAAUUUCCAAAGAUCAUUAGCAAGGGAAAUACAUGAAGUUGGUGUCCUCAAAAGGCUCCAAUUUGCAGUUGUAGCAAAAUGAUGAAUUCCCCCACCUCCUGGUCCUUAGUCCCCCCACCCAAGAUUGCUGUCUCUUCAUGAGGAAAAGGAAUGACCAUAAGGAAAAACAGCUUGGGCAAUGUCGUGUCAUUCACCUUGAUCCAGAGAAGAUCAAAGGCUGCCGAUCUGCUUUUGCUACUUUGUACAAGGCUGCAAUCAUCAGCUCUCUAACCUGUCUGCAGCACUGUCUUCAGUCAGCUAUUUUCUCCUGAAAAUCUUGAUCUUUCCCUCCUUUCAGAUGAGCAUGCUAUGCAAUCAAGGCCAGGUCAUUUGAAGGUGCCAAAAUUAUGACUGGAUUCAAACAUGCUAAACGAUAGUUUGUUAAAUCAUGGAUUAUUGAAUGAAUCAUGAUGGCUGGGUUAACCAAACUAAAACCAAACCAAUCCAAUUACUGCUUACCAUACCACAAAAAAUCAAAUUCUUUCUAAUUAUACAUUCCUUGGAAGAGUUGCUCAUAAACAAUAUAGUGCUCAGUAUGUUUAGAUUUUAGGUUCAAACUGAAUGUGACAGUGACAUUAAAUGUAGGAAUCGUUUAGGGGAAAAAUCAUUUAGGAAAAAAAUGUAUACAUUGUUAACAAAAGAAAGAGCAGCGCAAUAGUGAAUAUAAAAUCUUGUCUGUGAUUUACCUUCCUUUGGUCCAUCUCUUCAGACUUUUUAUCUCCAGCUGAUCUCGGAUAGUAACAAUGCCUCUUGGUUGUUAAAAGUGUAUGUAAGAGGAGACUUUGAAGAUCUGAUUGGAAAACAUAGACUGUUGCUUUACAUGGAAUCUAGACAAAGCACAAUAUUUUGACCCAAAGUAUCUUAUCGGCUUCGAGCCUGAUGCUAAUACUUUAAAGGAAUGCUGAACACAUGUAUCCUGUGUAAUACAAUUAUAUUACAGAUUGAGUCAUAUUGAGUUAGAUCAUGUAAUAGUCUUACCUGCCCUGACUGCCAAUUUUUCAGGACUCAAUACAAUUUUUCCCCAGUUCUAUAUGGAAUGCCAAAGAUUAAACCUGAGACUGUUAUACCAAGCAGCAGGCCUUCCAGUACAAAGGGCUGGUGAUUUUAUAGGGCAAAUUAAGCCCAUACU